AUGUCCAGACGAUCAAGAAGUCGAUCCCGAUCACCGCGAAGAGAUCGAGAUGAAAGAAGGCGCCGUGAUGAGCGCAAACGCGAAAAAAGGGAUAGAGAACGCCGAAGGAGACAUCGAAGCAGUUCGUCCGAAGGUUCUUCCGCUAUUGACUCGCACCAACUUGGGAGUAUUUUGAAAGAAAGACGACGAGAAAAAAGUCGAGAGCGCAGCUCGCCAAGAUAUUCGGAACCAGUCGAGGAUAUUGUAGUGCCAUUUGAUGUAAAUACUUUAGACGAAUCGGCGAAAAAAUGGUUAGAAGAACGAAUUGUAGAGCAGGUGACAUCUCGAGUUGACAAAUUGGAGAGCUUGAUGGCGGAAAAGGCGACCGCGGCGCGGAAUGAGAUGGAAAAAAUGCUGCGGGCACAGAUUGAAGCGGAAAUGACAAACGAGUUGGCCGAAUGCAAAAAAAGAGAUGAAGAAUCACGGAAACGGUGUGCACAAUUGGAGCUCGAGCUGGAGCAGAAAAUUGCCGAAGCGGAAGAAAGCCGAAAAAAAUACGAGGAGAACCGAUUGGCGAUGCUUGAGCAGAAAGGCCAUUUGGAAAGAGAACGCGCCGAAUUGGCCCGACAAAAGUUGGAAUUGGUGAAGAGUGAACAACAGACGAUUAUUAACAAAGGCGGUGCAUCACGAGCGCCGAUCAAAUUCAAAUUUGGCAAAUAG
Messenger RNA from Caenorhabditis bovis, 699 nucleotides. The record is from the annotation of a GenBank genome assembly. Lineage: Eukaryota; Metazoa; Nematoda; Chromadorea; Rhabditida; Rhabditidae.